ACGAGUGGCCGUUGCGCUUCAAAGUUCACGAGGCAGAUAAAGAAAGGAAGAGAGCUACAUAAACAUUAAACAUAAACACAAACACAAACAUAGUAACUACUAAUGCAUUCGGAAACAAACUCAUCCUAAGAUUUAAAAUCUGUGUCUCCCACUCUUCACUCCCAAUCCAAACAAAAUAUAAAAAUACAUCUGUCGCCACUCGUCCAUUUAAGAGAGAGAGAUAAUAGAGAGAGAGAGAGAGAGUGUGUGUGUGUGUGGAAGGAAGAAGAUAAGAAUGACAGGGCCAGUGAUGGUGACAAAGGGUGGAGGAUGCGGUGGCGGGAAGGGAAGGAGAGGAGCAAGAGAAGGCGAAGAAGACCAAAACCAGGCCUCGCCGGUGGCGGUUCUGUUGGCGGCGCUAAGAAAAUCGAUGGUGGCGUGCAGCGUCGACAGUCCGGAUGACGUCAUCUCCGCCGUGCAUCCUAUGGAGAUUGGAUGGCCCACCAACGUUAAACAUGUCAGCCACGUCACCUUCGAUCGCUUCAAUGGCUUUCUGGGUCUUCCCCUUGAGUUAGAGGUUGAUGUACCCGCUCCUGUUCCCAGUGCUAGUGUCAGCGUAUUUGGCGUCUCAGCUGAAUCAAUGCAGUGUUCGUAUGAUUCCAAAGGAAACAGUGUCCCCACUAUUCUAUUGUUAAUGCAGGAGAAAUUAUACUCUCAGGGAGGCCUAAAGGCUGAAGGAAUAUUUCGCAUAAACCCUGAAAACAGUCAAGAGGAGCACUUGAGGGAGCAGUUGAAUAGGGGCAUUGUGCCAGAUGACAUUGAUGUCCAUUGCUUGGCUGGCCUAAUUAAAGCAUGGUUCCGAGAGCUUCCUUCGGGAGUGCUUGAUGGACUAUCCCCAGAGCAAGUUCUUCAGUGCAGCACAGAAGAAGAAUCUGUUCAGCUUGUGAAGCAGCUAAAGCCAACUGAGUCAGCCCUGCUCAACUGGGCCAUUGAUCUAAUGGCCGAUGUUGUAGUAGAUGAGGAGUAUAACAAAAUGGAUGCAAGAAACAUCGCAAUGGUCUUUGCUCCAAAUAUGACUCAGAUGUCUGAUCCACUAACUGCCCUGAUGCAUGCGGUCCAAGUGAUGAAUUUACUGAAGACUCUGAUACUAAAGACGCUUAGAGAGCGCGAAGAAACAGCUGCAGCAAUAGCAACAUGUUCACCAAUGUCAUUUCAUUCAUCAGAUCGUGAAUCUGAGGAUGAAUAUGAUAGUCAGCAAGAAAUGGAUACCAAUGGUGAAUUGAGAGAGACCAAGUUAGAUUAUGAUGAUAGCAGUGAAGAGGAAGGGGUGGGUGCUGCAUCUGUAAGUGAGAUAGUGGAAUGCUUCUUGAAGCGAUUGGACGAGAAAACAAAAAGAUUUUCAGAAGAACCUGCAGGGUGUUUGCAAAACGAGAAGUUGGAGAGCCCAAGGGCCUCUAGCUAUAACUUGGAAUCUGCUUUAUCAUUUACUGAUAUCAAAACUGGGAAUUCAUGCUCAAGUUCCACUUGUGGAGAUGAGUCAAGAACAACUUUGACUGCUGAGGGGUCAUGUGUUGACACAAGUAGUCCAUCUAUAGGAAGUACAAGCACCAAUGAUGUGGAGAUGAUGGAUAAAUUUACAGAUUCUGUUUCACUAGUUCCAUUGUUUGCAUCUAGUUAAGAAAUGAGUUUCUUUUACGCAGUGUUUAAGUACCCUUGUUUUUAGAUUUUGUCCCUACAAGCAGGGUUGCUUGUGUAAAUUAAUUAGGACCCGGAGCAGCUAGUACUAGCAAUGUGUUUGUUUAUUGUGAAUUGUUGGGACGGUUAUGUUCAGUUUAGGGCUGAAUUUGACCUGAUUCUGUGUGUCCCAGUACUAGACAAUUCUAACUAUGGUACUUGAGAUGGGUAUCUAAGGAGUAGCUAGUCCAUUUAAUUUCACAUAGGAUUAAGUUGUAUGCAUUGAUGAAUUCUUAGGAAAAUAGGGAGAUUGUUCUAGCCUGAAAAUGGUGUUUGCUUUGUAUCUGUGCAUGAUUAAAAUUUGAUGGGAAUGAAUCCAAAUUACAUUACUGGUAGCUCAAUGUUGAAUCCUAUUCUAGCCU
This is a messenger RNA of Abrus precatorius (Indian licorice), 2075 nucleotides long. RefSeq names its product rho GTPase-activating protein 2-like. Lineage: Eukaryota; Viridiplantae; Streptophyta; Magnoliopsida; Fabales; Fabaceae. Gene Ontology annotation, biological process: signal transduction. The record is from RefSeq and is a predicted model, not a curated record. Bases 275 to 1657 code for a protein of 460 amino acids. Gene Ontology annotation, molecular function: GTPase activator activity. The transcript has 4 exons.